AUGGCCUUCGUCAAAAAGCUCACCUUCGAAUCAAACGACCUCGGCAUAGACCUCAACCUUCUUCUCACUUUCGACGAUCAGUCUAUCGCUGAUGGCCUGUACAAGAACUGUUACCCAUCGGCUUUUGCGGUCAAGAAAUUUGGGGCCGAUGGCACCUACCGUGCCGAUGUUACAUAUCGAUCACAACUUGCGUUCACCAAGGUUACUGUGUCCAAAGAUGUCAUCCAAAGUGCUUCGACCAACGUUCCUAUUAGUGUUGGGCAAUCCACCAUUUUAACCAAGGAAGGCGAAGUAUACCGUUUUUUCCUGCCGGAGAAAAACAUUCAAUGCACAAACAACGCACCAUUCAAGGAGGAUAUAGGUGUUGGUUUCAUUGAGAAGGAAGGGGACGCACCCAAGACAACUCUAGUUUGGCGCGACGUAGCGCACGGGCAGAAGUUGAACUCAGAGUUUGCUCCCGUUCUACGCGGGUAUAUUGGCACGGACUACCAGGAGAAUUGCUUGAUCAAGGGCCAAGUCGAGACCGAUCGUCUCUUCGAACAAAAUCUCGCUGCUCUCGGCGACCACACUACGUGGGCCAUCACGUAUGAUCCCUCCACUGGAGUCGUCAGCAUCGAUGCGAAGUGA
Molecule: messenger RNA, 627 nt
Organism: Suillus subalutaceus
Lineage: Eukaryota; Fungi; Basidiomycota; Agaricomycetes; Boletales; Suillaceae
Exons: 7
Coding region: 1-627 (208 amino acids)
Source: RefSeq, a predicted model, not a curated record